Anthonomus grandis grandis is the source of this 3357-nucleotide messenger RNA. RefSeq names its product armadillo segment polarity protein. The coding region runs from base 150 to 2522 and encodes 790 amino acids. The record is from RefSeq and is a predicted model, not a curated record. Gene Ontology annotation, cellular component: adherens junction; catenin complex. NCBI's taxonomy places the organism in Eukaryota, Metazoa, Arthropoda, Insecta, Coleoptera, Curculionidae. The transcript has 12 exons. Gene Ontology annotation, molecular function: protein phosphatase binding; alpha-catenin binding; transcription coactivator activity. Gene Ontology annotation, biological process: cell adhesion; positive regulation of transcription by RNA polymerase II.
UUAAGCGCAAACUCAAAACAAAAAUAAAAGUGAAGUAAACGAGAACGGGUGCGGUAUUUUCCUGUUUUUCGCCUAUUUAUUCGCUCAAAACCGUGAAAAAUUGUUUUAUAUAUCGAAGGUGUGACUAAUCCCGCACCUUUCAAACCAUCAUGAGCUACCAAAGCAGGGCAAUGCCCUACCAAGGUGCAGGAGACAUGCCUAUGUCAAACAGUAAAGAACAGACAGUCAUGUCUUGGCAGCAAAACAACUACAUGGGGGACUCUGGGGUCCACUCAGGAGCCCAAACUCAAGUGCCAUCUCUCACUGGAAAAGAGGAAGAAGACAUGGACUUGUUUGAUUUGGAUCAAGGUGGAUAUCCUGGAUUUACCCAAGAUCAGGUGGAUGACAUGAAUAAUCAGCUGAACCAAACCCGUUCUCACAGAGUAAGGGCUGCAAUGUUUCCUGAGACACUUGAUGAAGGAAUUGAAAUCCCUUCUACCCAAUUUGACCCCGGGAAUCAGACAGCCGUUCAAAGGUUGGCUGAACCGAGCCAAAUGCUUAAACACGCCGUGGUAAACCUCAUCAAUUAUCAAGACGACGCAGAAUUAGCCACCAGAGCAAUUCCCGAAUUGAUAAAACUCCUCAACGAUGAGGAUCAAGUGGUCGUAUCCCAGGCAGCCAUGAUGGUACAUCAGCUAUCGAAAAAAGAGGCUUCUAGACACGCCAUCAUGAAUAGUCCACAAAUGGUCGCGGCUUUGGUCAGGGCCAUUUCGAAUUCCAACGAUUUGGAGACCACCAAGGGAGCAGUGGGCACUUUACACAAAUUGUCACACCACCGACAAGGUUUACUGGCCAUUUUCAAAAGCGGUGGUAUUCCCGCUUUGGUGAAACUUCUCAGUUCUCCUGUUGAGAGUGUCCUGUUCUACGCCAUAACCACUUUACAUAAUUUAUUGUUGCAUCAGGAUGGAUCUAAGAUGGCUGUCCGGUUAGCAGGGGGUUUACAGAAGAUGGUUGCGCUGUUACAAAGAAAUAACACGAAAUUUUUGGCGAUCGUGACCGAUUGCUUGCAGAUUUUGGCUUAUGGCAACCAGGAGAGCAAGUUGAUCAUUUUGGCGUCUCAGGGGCCUAUUGAACUCGUUAGGAUUAUGCGGUCUUACAACUAUGAGAAGCUUCUUUGGACCACUUCGCGUGUUUUAAAGGUUUUAUCGGUGUGCUCCAGUAACAAACCUGCGAUCGUCGAGGCAGGCGGAAUGCAGGCCCUCGCCAUGCAUUUGGGCAACUCGAGCCAACGUUUAGUCCAAAACUGUCUCUGGACCCUCAGGAAUCUUUCGGAUGCUGCAACAAAAGUGAACGGAUUGGAUUCCCUUCUUUCAUCACUUGUACAAGUGUUGGCCUCGUCCGAUGUUAAUGUGGUCACCUGUGCCGCCGGAAUUUUAUCGAACUUGACGUGCAACAACCAGUUCAAUAAGGAAACGGUGUGCCAGUACGAUGGUAUAUCCGCCCUGGUCAGGACUAUUAUGAACGCGGGAGAUCGCGAGGAGAUUACCGAGCCGGCGGUUUGCGCCUUGAGACAUUUAACUUCGAGACAUGAGAAGUCCGAACUGGCCCAAAACCAAGUCAGGCUUGUCGGUGGUAUUCCGGUAAUCGUCAGACUAUUGAAUCCGCCGUCGCGUUGGCCAUUGGUCAAGGCAGUGAUCGGACUGAUCAGGAAUUUGGCGUUGUGUCAGGACAAUUUUGUGACCCUAAGGGAGUCCGGCGCCAUCAGUUUCUUGGUGCAACUACUGAUGAGAGCCUAUCAAGACACCCAAAGAAGGGCGAGCUUGGCAAGCGGAGGCAGUCAGCAACCAGGAACUUAUGCCGAUGGUGUUAGAAUGGAAGAGAUUAUUGAAGGAACCGUUGGUGCGUUACACAUCCUCGCCCGCGAAUUUUACAACAGGGAGCAGAUCCGUCAACAAGGCGUUAUCCCGGUGUUCGUGCAGUUACUGUUUAACGACAUCGAAAAUAUUCAGCGGGUCGCUGCGGGCGUUCUUUGUGAAUUAGCGGCCGAUAAGGAAGGAGCCGAUUUGAUCGAGCAAGAGGGCGCCACCGCCCCAUUGACUGAGUUACUACAUUCGAGAAAUGAAGGUGUAGCAACGUAUGCGGCCGCAGUUUUGUUCCGCAUGUCCGAAGACAAACCGCAAGACUAUAAGAAGAGACUCUCUAUGGAACUGUCCAGUUCCCUAUUCAGAGAGGAGAAUCUUUGGAAUCCGGAUCUGGGCAUGGGAGCAGACUUCCAGGAUAUUUUGAGCCCUGAACAGGCUUAUGACAAUAUGUACGGGCAGGGGCCCCCUAGUGUACACAGCAGCCACACUGGCAGGCCCUAUCAGCAGCAAGGCUAUGACCAGAUACCCUUAAAUAUGCAAGCGAUGGACUUAGGGUCGCCGCUGGACGCAAUGGACGUUACAGGGACGGACCAAGAUUUAAAUUUUGACGGCAUCGACCAACUGCCCACCCCGCCACAGGAUAAUAACCAAGUAGCGGCUUGGUACGACACUGACCUUUAAAUAUUUUUUUUUAAUCUUUUAUUGGGUUUUCUUGCAGCAGUUGAGAGUAUGAAUUAAUAUGUUUUAUGAGGCAUUUUUUUUCUGCUUCCUAUACACAAAAUUGAACUUUCUUAUAAGGUUUUAUGAGUUUUUCUUGUUUUGUGUUAGCUGUUAGGGAUAUUUUAUUUUUAACGUGUAGUGUCUUUCGCAUCCGAUUUUUUUUUAUAAAAUAGUUAAAUUUUAUAAAUUAAAUGCAUCCUUGUGCGCUCAAAUAUUUUACUAUGCCAUCAAUUUACUUUAUAGUGUUAAAAAAAUUGUGAACUUUGAUUUUUUGGUAGCUAUAAAGGCUUUUUAUUUAUAGCUAUGUUAUGAUGCAAUUUAUUAUUUAUAAGUGAUUCUAUAAUUAUGAUUAUUAUUAUUAUUAUUAUUAGUGUAGAAAAUUAUUAUAUAUAUUUUUACGUUAUAUUCUGAACUAGCUAUAAAGUAAGAUAAUAGUUAAGGCAACGUUUAUGAAAUUUAUGAACAAAACGAGCUUAGUAGGUAAGUCUUUAGUAAGUUCUAUAACUUAUGUUCAUUCGACCUUUUUAAUAGUAAUAACGAAACCAAUUAUGUAUUAUUAAAAUUCAAUUUGAGAAAUUAUGUUCAAUCGCACAAUUUUUCUUUGAAAAUUUUAUUCAAACCAAGUUUUAAUCAAAAAAGUAUUCGCGAAAUACAGGGUAGUUUCGAAUUUUGUAAUGUGUUUAUCUUCAGGAAAGGCCUUAAAAAGGCCUUUUUUGCGUAUGUAAUCAAUCAAGUUUAUGCAUGGUUGUACUUUAUAAUAGACUUUGAAUAGAUUUCUUGGUAAAUGUGACGAAAA